UUCACCAAGGUAUAUGAGGAGUGUUUGGGAGCUGUAGUUGCUCCAUAUUUUUUUCAGCAUUCAGGAAGAAGUAAUGAGAUGGUUUUGAGUUCCUGAAGAAGAUUCCACUGGGUUAUUUGUUCUCAGUGAGGUCUGUUUGCACUAAUGUCAAAGUACCUCGGGAUUUGGCCUGUGUUUUAGAGGGCUGUGGAUUCUCCUCCUGGAGAGGAUGGGGCCUGAAGAGCGUGGUUUCCUUCCAGACCGUGAGGGGCAAUAGCCCUCUCUCAGUCUGGCAUGGACUUGAAGUGAGCAGGAAGUUUGUUCCAUGAGUGGAGAGAUGAAAGACGACAGCAGAGAGGAAGGAGAACUGUAAGCAAUGGCACGUUCGUGCUUCAUGGGGAGUGUGAUGUAAUCACAUGGAAAAAGACAGAGAUUACAGAGAGGAAGAAGCAAAGAGAGAAGAAGGAAGUAUAUGUGCAUAAGGACAGUGAAGGGGAGGAGGAAGAUGGGAAAAGGAAGGAAGAACAGAUGGACAGACGGACGAGAUUACUGGCAUGUCGCAGAUGUUGUUGCUGUACACACAAAGGUAGGAGAGCAAGAAAGGAGGACGUAAAAGGAGUGCGAGAAGAGAAAGACAGAAGAUGCUAUGAAGGAAGAAAACAAGGAGGUAAUUAAGAAUGGAAGACGACAAAGGGGAGAAAGAAAACAACAAAGAAGAUGAGCGGUGCGCAACGACCUUACCUCUAAUCGCUGGGUGAAGCUGGUUCUCAAGAGCCUCUGCCUCGAUUAGAAUAUUCCACUGUCUGACACUAAUGCCGUAAGUCGAGUUCGUGGAUCCGGCUUGUUUUUUCUGCUGUCUUGCUCCGGAGGCUUCUUGGGAGUUAGAAGAAGGGGUAAAGAAGAGGAUAGAGGAAAAAAAAAGCAAAAAAAAGCGCCCAAACAAUAGAAUGACAGACGAUCACGUUUGGAGGACAAAAAAAAGAGGAGAUGGCCAUGACGGGCGGAGGCGCUGGCGCUGUGCGGAGCGUGUGGGGCGGCGGAGCAGCGCACGGUGUCGCUGCAGGCUCAGGAACGGCGUGCGGGCGGCUCCGCCCCGGUGCGGCGGAGAGCCCGGCUGUGAGCGCGGGGGGGCGGCGCGGGCCGGGCAGCAGAGCCGCUGCGUGCGGGCGGCGGCGGGAGCCGUGCGGGGCCCGUGCCGGGGCCGGCACCAACUGCGGCCACAGCGGCCACAGCGGCGGCGGCGGCAGCGAUGGGCUCGCGUUGGUGCGCGGCGCUGCUGCGGGUGCUGGUGCUGCAGGCGGCCUGGGCGCUGGCGGGCGGGCAGGUGCGGUACUCGGUGGCGGAGGAAGCCAAGGCCGGCACGGUGGUGGGCCGUCUUUCGCAGGACCUGGGGCUGGAGGCGGGCGAGGCGGAGGCGCGGCGGCUGCGGCUGGUGGCGCAGGGCCGGCGGGCGAGCGUGGAGCUGAGCGGGGCGAGCGGCGCGCUGCUGGUGAACUCGCGGCUCGACCGGGAGGAGCUGUGCGGCAAGAGCGCGCCGUGCGCGCUGCGCCUGGAGGUGCUGCUGGAGCGGCCGCUGCGCGUCUUCCAUGUGGAGCUGGAGGUCACCGACAUCAACGACAAUGCCCCCAUCUUCCCCGCCGCCCGAAAAAACCUCAGCAUCGCGGAAUCAUCGGUGCCGGGGUCUCGUUUCCCUCUGGAGGGCGCGUCGGAUGCGGAUAUCGGAGCGAACGCGCAGCUCUCCUACACACUCAGCCCCAGCGAGCAUUUCUCUCUGGAUUUACAAAAAUCGAAUGAGCGAAACAUUGAACCCGAACUUGUUUUAACGAAAUCUCUGGACCGCGAGACGAUUCCCGUUCACCGAUUGGUGCUCACGGCGAGUGACGGGGGCCGGCCGUCUCUGACAGGCACGAUGGAACUCGUGAUCUCGGUGCUGGAUGUGAACGACAACGCGCCCCAGUUCAACCAGUCCGUGUACAAAGUGCAGCUGCCGGAGAACGCUACAGAGGGGACGCUGGUGACGAGGGUGAACGCCACAGAUGCGGACGAGGGAAUUAACAGUGAGGUGACCUAUGCCGUGACGAACUUCAUUCCGCCCAGUGGAAAAGAUGUGAUUUCCGUCAAUCCCAAGACAGGGGAAAUUCAUCUGACGGGCGCUUUAGACUUUGAGGAAGUGAAUAUAUUUGAUUUUCGUAUUGAGGCCAGGGACCAAGGUUGGGCCCCGCUGUCGAGUCACUGCAAGGUGGUGCUGGAGGUGCUGGAUGUGAACGACAACGCGCCCGAGGUGCGGGUGACGUCGCUGUCGGUGCCGGUGGCGGAGGACGCGGCGGUGGGGACGGUGGUGGCGGUGCUGAGCGUGUCGGACCGGGACUCGGGGGCGAACGGGCGCGUGCGGUGCUGGGUGUGGCCGGCGUCGCCGUUCGGUGUGGAGGCGACGUUCUCGGGCUCGUACUCGCUGGUGCUGCGCGAGGCGCUGGACCGGGAGCGGGUGUCGGAGUACGAGGUGGAGGUGCGUGCGGAGGACGGCGGGGCGCCGGCGCUGCGCGCCAGCCGCGGGCUGCGGGUGCCCGUGUCGGACGUGAACGACAACGCGCCGGCGUUCGCGCAGGCCGUGUACACGGUGCUGGCGCGGGAGAACAACGCGGCGGGCGCCGAGCUGGCGCGGCUGUGGGCGCGGGACCCGGACGAGGCGGGCAACGGGCGCGUCAGCUACUCGCUGUGGGAGGGCGGCGCGGGCGCGCUGUCGUCGCCGUCGUCGUGGUCGGGGGCGGCGGGCGGCGGGUGGCGGCCGGCGUCGAGCUACGUGUCGGUGGACGCGGAGAGCGGGCGCGUGUGGGCGCUGCAGCCCUUGGACUACGAGGAGCUGCAGGUGCUGCAGUUCGAGGUGCGCGCGGUGGACGCGGGCGAGCCGCCGCUGAGCGGCAACGCCACGGUGCAGCUGUUCGUGCUGGACGAGAACGACAACGCGCCGGCGCUGCUGCCGCCGCCCGCGGGCUCGGCGGCCGAGGCGGGCGGCGCGGCGGCCGAGGCGGCGGCGGCGGGCUGGGGCUCGGGCACGCUGUGGGCGUGGGCGGCGUGGGGGGCGCCGGCGGGCCAGGUGGUGGCCAAGAUCCGCGCCGUGGACGCCGACUCGGGCUACAACGCGUGGCUGCGCUACGAGCUGCGGGAGGCGCGGCCCAAGGGCCCGUUCCGCGUGGGGCUCUACAGCGGCGAGGUGAGCACGGCGCGGCCGCUGGACGAGGCGGACGGCGCUCGCCACACGCUGCUCAUCGUGGUGCGCGACCACGGCGAGCCGGCGCGCUCGGCCACGGCCACGCUCAGCGUGUCGCUGCUGGAGGCGGCCGAGGCGGCGCUGGCCGCGGCCGCGGGAUCGUCGUCGUCGUCGUCGUCGUGGCGGGCGGCGCCGGGCGCCGAGACGGGGCCCGGCGGAGCGAGUGCGGCCACCAACGUGUGGCUGGUGGUGGCCAUCUGCGCCGUGUCGAGCCUGUUCCUGCUGGCCGUGGUGCUGUACGCGGCGGCGCGCUGGGCGCCGCGGGCGGCCGUGCUGUCGGCGCCCGGGCCCACCACGCUGGUGUGCGCCAGCGAAGUGGGCAGCUGGUCGUACUCGCAGCGCCACAGCCGCAGCCUGUGCGUGGCGGACGGCGCGGCCAAGAGCGACCUCAUGGUUUUCAGCCCCAACUUCCCUCCGCCGCCGCCGGGCGCCGCGCCCAAGGACCCGCAGCCGGAGCCCUCCGCUCUCCUCCACACGGUCAGUGCUCCUCCCUUGCUCACGUCUCGCCUUUUUUCUCCUCUGCCUCUUUUGUCCUCUGCGCAUUCUCGCCCCUUGGUUGGUUCUGGCUUGUAGCGAGGCUCCGCCCCC
This is a messenger RNA of Prinia subflava (tawny-flanked prinia), 3835 nucleotides long. RefSeq names its product protocadherin alpha-13-like. Bases 1229 to 3820 code for a protein of 863 amino acids. Gene Ontology annotation, molecular function: calcium ion binding. Gene Ontology annotation, biological process: homophilic cell-cell adhesion. The transcript has a single exon. The record is from RefSeq and is a predicted model, not a curated record. NCBI's taxonomy places the organism in Eukaryota, Metazoa, Chordata, Aves, Passeriformes, Cisticolidae. Gene Ontology annotation, cellular component: plasma membrane.